Messenger RNA from Caenorhabditis elegans, 1208 nucleotides. It is a transcript of the gene tofu-6, whose product is annotated as Embryonic developmental protein tofu-6. The record is from RefSeq and is marked reviewed. Gene Ontology annotation, molecular function: RNA binding; nucleic acid binding. NCBI's taxonomy places the organism in Eukaryota, Metazoa, Nematoda, Chromadorea, Rhabditida, Rhabditidae. The transcript is spliced from 7 exons. Gene Ontology annotation, cellular component: cytoplasm; nucleus; perinuclear region of cytoplasm. The coding region runs from base 32 to 1135 and encodes 367 amino acids.
AUUUUCAGUUUCAGAAUUACAUUUUUUAGAGAUGGCUUCCAGCUCGACCGCAUAUUAUCUGAAAGACGCCGGAUUCCAUAUUCGCAAUAUUCCGAAAGCUUGGAAUGAUUGGAACUUGUUCCAUGUCUUCCAAAACUUUGGAAAAGUCAGUUAUUGCCGUGUUGUUGGACAAUCCAACGAUGGUCAAGUUCAAUUGGGAUUUGUGAACAUGAUGUCGGUAGCAGAUGCUGAUGAAGUUCGCAAGAAUUUGAACGACGGAAAUCUGAUCGGCGAAAAUUUCACGUUGAAGGUUACCGAUCAUAAGAACGUCGGAGGAUCUCUUCUCCCAAUGGCUUCCAAUUCCGUUCAGAAGCUUGUAUCAUCUCCACCAUCGAAAAGCGGACCAGUUCUUCUAUCAUCAUCCUGGCUUCCACUCAACAAGGAUAUCGAGGUCGAAGUUGUCGACUAUCUUCCAUCCUCAUCAGUGGCUCCAGAUCUUUUCGCGUUGACUCUUCUCCGCAUAAAUGAUUCGUCAAUGAAAGAAAAAUAUGAUUCAAUGCACGAGAAAAUGAACGCGUAUGCUCAAAUUGUUCCAUUCGAUUCGGAGCUCGAAAUUGGCUACGAUGGAGUCUUCCGUGAUGCUCCCCGUUCCGUUCGACGCGUUCGACGCAUCUCAGCCACCAAGCUUUAUCUCGUUGAUUUUGGAAAAAUUAUCAAUUAUGAGAAGGCAAAAUGCUUCCAAUUGCCAAAAGUUUUCCAGUCGAUGCCGACAAGGGUUUCCUUGUGUGGACUAGAUGGUCUUACCUGGUCACCAGUCGCCAUUCCAUCAUUUGAUAAUAUUCGCGAGGUUGUUAAAAAAUGGGGACAAAUGGAAAAUUCGACGCUUCACGCCAUGGCUUGUGGAUUUCAAGGCUCUAUUAACAUGAUCAAUCUGUUCUGUGGAAAAUCGAUUCUUGCUGACCGUCUUCAACGUAAAGGUGUCUGUGAAUACUUGCCACGCAGUCAGCAGCCACACUAUGCAUACUCCCGCGAGACUCUUCUUCAGCACAAUAAUUCUGGAGUGACUGCUCAAAUUUCGAACGAUGCUGAUGUCGUCAAAGAUCUACUCAAGAAGAUUGAUGGAGUGAAGAACAUGCUCCGUGAGCUCGAGCUGUAAAUCUGUCCCAUUUUUUUUGUCGAAAUUACAUUGAAUCUAUGAUGUUGUCAAAAAAAUGAACAUUUUAAUUCAG